Messenger RNA from Athene cunicularia (burrowing owl), 1828 nucleotides. It is a transcript of the gene WNT10A, whose product is annotated as Wnt family member 10A. Gene Ontology annotation, molecular function: cytokine activity; frizzled binding. The record is from RefSeq and is a predicted model, not a curated record. The transcript has 4 exons. NCBI's taxonomy places the organism in Eukaryota, Metazoa, Chordata, Aves, Strigiformes, Strigidae. Bases 1 to 1143 code for a protein of 380 amino acids. Gene Ontology annotation, biological process: neuron differentiation; cell fate commitment; canonical Wnt signaling pathway. Gene Ontology annotation, cellular component: extracellular region.
AUGGCAGACUCGGUGCCCAGCAGGAUUUCGCAAAGCUCCUGCUCCAAUGAGAUCCUGGGCCUGAAGCUGCCGUCGGAGCCGGUGCUGAAUGCCAACACGGUGUGCCUGACCCUGCCGGGGCUGACGCGGCGGCAGCUGGAGGUCUGUGUGCGCCACCCCGACGUCACUGCCUCGGCCAUCCAGGGCAUCCAGAUCGCCAUCCACGAGUGCCAGCACCAGUUCCGGGACCAACGCUGGAACUGCUCCAGCCUCGAGACCAAGAACAAGAUCCCCUACGAGAGCAUCAUCUUCAGCAGAGGCUUUCGGGAGAGCGCCUUUGCCUAUGCCAUUGCAGCUGCUGGCGUGGUGCACGCUGUCUCCAACGCCUGCGCCCUCGGCAAGCUGCAGGCCUGCGGCUGCGACCAGAAGCGCCGGGGCGAUGAGGAGGCUUUUCGGCGCAAGUUGCAUCGUCUCCAGCUGGAGGCCAUGAACCGUGGCAAAGGCAUGGUGCAUGGGGUGCACAUGGAACACAUGCCGGCCGAGACCCCUGGCCUCCAGGACUCCUGGGAAUGGGGAGGGUGCAGCCCUGAUGUGGACUAUGGGGAGAAAUUUUCCAAGGAUUUCCUCGAUUCCCGGGAAACCUACAGGGACAUCCACUCCCGCAUGAGGCUGCACAACAACCGCGUGGGCCGGCAGGUGGUGAUGGACAACAUGAGGAGGAAGUGCAAAUGCCACGGCACCUCGGGGAGCUGCCAGCUGAAGACGUGUUGGCAGGUGACGCCCGAGUUUCGCCUGGUGGGAUCCCUGCUGAAGGACCGCUUCUACGGGGCCACCCUCAUCCGGCCCCACAACCGCAAUGCUGGGCAGCUGGAGCCUGGCCACGCUCGGCAUCGCCGCCGGGCUGGCAUCAGUGAGCUGGUUUACUUUGAGAAGUCACCCGACUUCUGUGAGCGAGAACCAGCCCUGGACUCUUUAGGCACCCAAGGGCGCCUGUGCAACAAGACCAGCCCAGGCAUGGACAACUGCGAGAGCCUGUGCUGUGGCCGCGGGCACAACAUCCUGCGGCAGACGCGCAGCGAGCGCUGCAACUGCAAGUUCCACUGGUGCUGCUUUGUGGCCUGCGAGGAGUGUCGCAUCACCGAGUGGGUCAGCGUCUGCAAGUAGCCGGGCAGGGAUGGGUGCCCGCCCCAGGGUGCCAGGGACAAGCACGCCUGCCCGCAGGGGGGGAGGGAGAUGGGGAUCAACGCUGGGGGGGGAGAUGGAGCUGCGGUACCUGCUUCCCUCCGCUCUGAGGGGAGCGGGAGAGGAGAUGCUCGGCACCCUCCAAAAUCAGCACUUUGUUGUCACCCGGGGAGGGCAGGGCUGCAAGCUGCCUGCUGCCUGCCCAGCCCCACACGAGAGCACCAAAGCUCCUGGCCCCAGGGAGCACACGGCCAUGCUGUACAGACCGCCGACACCAGCACCGCUCAGGGGGGCGGAGGGUGGGCACAGGGGUGGGGGAGCACCCGCUGGCACCCAGCGGGACAGGGCGGGGUGGGGUGGGGGACAGCAGGGCAUGGGGACCCCAGGGUGGGAGGGGAGGGGACACACACACUGGCACCGUGCACAGGUUCCUCCAGCCACAUACAAGGCCGUGCUUUGAGCGGAAUGGGGAUGGAGCAUCCUGUGGGAUGGAGACGGGGCACAGCUGCCCGGGCUGGGAUUCGCCUCUGCUGGGGCAGAGCUUGGGCCGGCUUUGGCUGUAGCAUUGUGGCAGAGGGGAGAGUGCCCAGGGCUGUGCUGUGCGUGCCUGUGUUAUUGUAUGGUAAGUUAUUUUCUGAUUGUGAAUAAAAGUGGAUUGGAGACAGUA